AUGGAUUCAAUUUUUUUUAAAUAUUCUUUUUUCUUGCAGUAUAUUUACAUUUUCUUUUUACACGUCUUUCUUGUCAUAAAUUAUUUCUGUAUACUAUUGCUACCCACUCUCUAUCUACUCUCAACUUUUUCACACAGGCUAUUCCAUCUCUACUCUCCUUCUCUAUUACUUUAUUCAAUCUCUGAUCUUCCCGCUCUCUCUCUCUCUCUCAUAUAUAUAUAUAUCCUAUUUUCCUUCCCACCUUUCUUACUAUCCUAUCUAUUAUCGCCCUUUCUCUCUAUCCUGUCCCUCUUCUCCCUUUCUCUCUAUCCUGUCCCUCUUCUCCCUUUCUCUCUAUCCCGUCCCUCUUCUUCUUUUCUCUCUAUCCUUUCCCUCUUCUCCUUUUCUCUCUAUCCUGUCCCUCUUCUUCUUUUCUCUCUAUCCUGUCCCUCUUCUCCUUUUCUCUCUAUCCUGUCCCUCUUCUCCUUUUCUCUCUAUCCUGUCCCUCUUCUCCUUUUCUCUCUAUCCUUUCCCUCUUCUCCUUUUCUCUCUAUCCUGUUCCUCUUCUCCUUUUCUCUCUAUCCUGUCCCUCUUCUCCUUUUCUCUCUAUCCUGUCCCUCUUCUCCUUUUCUCUCUAUCAUGUCCCUCUUCUUCUUUUCUCUCUAUCCUGUCCCUCUUCUCCUUUUCUCUCUAUCCUGUCCCUCUUCUCCUUUUCUCUCUAUCCUUUCCCUCUUCUCCUUUUCUCUCUAUCCUGUCCCUCUUCUCCUUUUCUCUCUAUCCUGUCCCUCUUCUUCUUUUCUCUCUAUCCUGUCCCUCUUCUCCCUUUCUCUCUAUCCUGUCCCUCUUCUCCCCUUUCUCUCUAUCCUGUCCCUCUUCUCCUUUUUCUCUCUAUCCUGUCCCUCUUCUUCUUUUCUCUAUCCUGUCCCUCUUCUCCUUUUCUCUAUCCUGUCCCUCUUCUCCCUUUCUCUCUAUCCUGUCCCUCUUCUUCAUUUCUCUCUAUCCUGUCCCUCUUCUCCCUUUCUCUCUAUCCUGUCCCUCUUCUCCCUUUCUCUCUAUCCUGUCCCUCUUCUCCCUUUCUCUCUAUCCUGUCCCUCUUCUCCCGUUCUCUCUAUCCUUUCCCUCUUCUCCCUUUCUCUCUAUCCUGUCCCUCUUCUCCUUUUCUCUCUAUCCUGUCCCUCUUCUCCUUUUCUCUAUCCCUGUCCCUCUUCUCCUUUUCUCUCUAUCCUGUCCCUCUUCUCCUUUUCUCUCUAUCAUGUCCCUCUUCUUCUUUUCUCUCUAUCCUGUCCCUCUUCUCCCUUUCUCUCUAUCCUGUCCCUCUUCUCCUUUUCUCUCUAUCCUGUCCCUCUUCUCCUUUUCUCUCUAUCCUGUCCCUCUUCUCCUUUUCUCUCUAUCCUGUCCCUCUUCUCCUUUUCUCUCUAUCCUGUCCCUCUUCUCCUUUUCUCUCUAUCCUUUCCCUCUUCUUCUUUUCUCUCUAUCCUGUCCCUCUUCUCCCUUUCUCUCUAUCCUGUCCCUCUUCUCCCUUUCUCUCUAUCCUGUCCCUCUUCUCCCUUUCUCUCUAUCCUGUCCCUCUUCUCCUUUUCUCUCUAUCCUGUCCCUCUUCUCCUUUUCUCUCUAUCCUGUCCCUCUUCUCCCGUUCUCUCUUCUAUCAGUCUCUCUAUCCUGUCCCUCUUCUAUCAGUCUCUCUAUCCUGUCCCUCUUCUAUCAUUUCUAUCUUUCUUUCUUUGCACAGUCCCUGCUCUCUCUCUCAAUCUAGUGAACACUUUCUCACUCAUUUCUCUUCAUUAUUAUUUGUUAUUUUUCUUUUUAUUAUUUUCUAUCUUUUCCUUACAUUUUCUACAAAUUUCUUUCCCACAUACAUUUUUAUAUUCUCAUGUGAGCCAAUCAAAAUUCCUCUGA
This is a messenger RNA of Acanthosepion pharaonis, 1875 nucleotides long. NCBI's taxonomy places the organism in Eukaryota, Metazoa, Mollusca, Cephalopoda, Sepiida, Sepiidae. The record is from the annotation of a GenBank genome assembly.